ACCUAUGAAGGUGCCGCGCGUAUCUUUGCUUUGAUCACGCAAGACUACUACAAGUGAACACACCACACUAAGGGUCGCUGAGCUACAUAUCACGAGCUGCUAAUACUGCCAGACCUUGGGCGCUGGUUUGCGGCUCCCAUCCCCUCCCUAACACGAAGACCUGCACGUGGCAGGGCACUUGAGCUGCGCCUGCAUGGAGGGUCUUCCGGAGGAAGAAGGAACGUCACAUGUGAUGUGCCUGGUUCACUGAGUGCGGCUGGUGAUGGAGGACAUGCUCAGCCAACGAUCCGAAUAUUUAUUUUUUGUUUUAGUCUGCACGAGUGUUGUGCGUGGUGGUGACGCACAUAUCCGCUGAGGCGCUGCUGUACUUGAACAGCUGCGUGCACUGCUGUAUCACCGGAAACAAGAAAAGAGACCAAUGUUGUCAAUGAAAACAAAAUGGAAAGACUAAAACUUUCCCCUCCUGCCCUAACCCACACCUUCUCAUAGCAUUCCUGUAUCCAUACCCUCCCACAGCAUCCCUGUGUCCACUUCCUCUCACAUAAUCUCUCCCCUCUAGUCAUGAAGUUGCUGGCGCCAGAAAACUUCCAAUGGCGACUGUUGGGUAAUGAAAGAAUGCUGAACCUCUAAGCAAGAAACUUCUGUGAGAGAGAACUGAAAUCUGUAAGCUGCAGGUCGCCAGCUAGACACAAUACUCGAGCUCCUUGACAUCACUAAGUUCCCAAGGUACUUAAUACAAUUAACUCGGCUCACAAAACAUUUCCUCGGUCACAAAUUGUUAUUAAUAACACGUCGUCAAGGAGGAAAUUCAGCACAGUGAUGAAACCCCACGGGAGGGAAGGGGUGCAUAAACGGUGCCGUCCUUCAUCGGGAGGGGACAUGGGUAUAUAUAGGUAGUGGUAAUCACCUCACCGCUACACACACUCGUUGUUUAGGCUGCGUUGCAGAAAGUUCGUGAGUCAUGAAGAGUGCUGCUGGUGCGAGACGCGCCCUGAUGCUGCUUGCUGUGGUGCUACUGGCGGCCACACUGCUGAUGGACGCCGCAGAGGCUCACCGAUGGAGACCUGGAAGGCACCGCGGACAUCACCAUAGGACUCCUAAGAACUUGAGUCACGUCUUCGAAUGUUGUCUGUGUGGCGGCAUCGACGAGGAGACGGACUGCAGCACCUGCUUUGAUCCAGUGCGCGACAACCCAGAGGAUACAACAAUUGACGAAAUCUUGACAUGUCUCUCUGAGGCUGAGAUUACUAUUGACCUCGCUGCAGAGUGCCCCUUUCGGUCAGGCUGUAAAUAACAUCACGGACAGAACCAUAACUGAAUCGUCAUCUACUGCUGCUGUUGUUGCUCCUGUGAUGUCAGCGUCACUACAGCAAAAACUAAAUGCAAAACGGAACACUUGCUCCUUCUCUUCUUUCGUCUUUAUUUCAGCUGCAUCACCGUCACCACUUCUAACAAACACGGCCUGUGUCAUGCCCACUACGUCUGUCUAUCCGCCUGCCUGCCUUCUGUUUGUGUUGCACUCUUACUCACAAUAAAGCCUAAGAAUAGU
Molecule: messenger RNA, 1549 nt
Organism: Portunus trituberculatus (swimming crab)
Lineage: Eukaryota; Metazoa; Arthropoda; Malacostraca; Decapoda; Portunidae
Exons: 5
Coding region: 962-1294 (110 amino acids)
Source: RefSeq, a predicted model, not a curated record